CGCUGGACCCGCAAGGUUAGCUUAGCUUAAUUUACUGGCGGAAAUGCUCUAUUACUGAGUUUGAUUGAGUUACAGAUUAGAGGUUUUCCUUCCACAGGAUCGAAAGUUGCUCUCUAGGAGAACAUGACGACCAUCACAACCUCCAGUGGCAAAGCUGAAACUGUGACUGUCAGACGCACUGAGUCCUCCGAUGCUCAGCAGAUCUGUAAGCUGAUCAGCCCUGCAACGGUUGCUGUGUUUGGCAGAGUGAAUGUGAUCCACCUCUUAGAAAAGGCUAAUUUGGCAGUGACUUUAAACACAGCAAAAAAUCAUAUUCUUGCUCAUGCUGCUUUCUUGGACCACCCCAUCGGUGACCUGGUGGAUCAGGCUUCAUGGGAGGAGUUCCUUCAGGCCCAUUUUGACGGCACAAAAUUCACACCGUUGAAUACCCUCUUCUUGCAUCUGUUUGUUGCCCAGUCCAGCUUUUCAACUGGGAGCGCUAAAGAGAUUGUAAGAACAGUCUUCAAUGCCAUCACUGAGCUGGAAUACAUCUGUCUGGUUACUCCUUACAGCAGCUGUCUCGAGCCAGCUCUGGUGGGCAUUUUUGAGCCCAUGUCUUGUGUUAAGGAGGGGGUCCAGUGUGCUGCAUUUGUAUGCCACAGACAUAACUACUGCCCAAGGCUUCAUGUGCGCAGAGCCAGAGUGGAGGACCAUGAUGACCUCACCGUCCUAUUAGCGGAGCAGACCAAGGCUCUGGCUGGCUCCUAUGGCCCGUACUUCCUGGCUGAACUCAUUGAAGCCCAGGAUGAGAUGAAUCACGUGGCGGUCUGCGAGAAUGAAGGAAUUGCAGUGGGCUGUAUGAGUUUGAGUGGUGAUGUCAACCUGAAGCUGCUCAACCAGUGCUUUGAACUCGGACCAUUUAAUGGACUGCUAAAGGAAAAUCCUGACCAAACAGUGGACUCAGGACAGACACUGAUGGACAAACCCACAGAGGAGGACACUGAGGCUGCUGAGCCCCAAAACCAUCUGAUAAAGUCAGAAAGCAAAGAGGUAUUCCAGAGGCCUGAUGCAGACAGAGCUGAGAAGGGGUCAGACAGCUCAAGAGCAUCGUGUGACAUGCCUGAGGCCAAGCCCAUUAGAGCAGGCACAAAAGACUACACAGGAUCCAGCGUGGGCUCAGAACAAGCACAGUCUCCUAAUGCUUUCUGCAUUCAGCUCUUUGCCAUCGACAAGAGGUUUGAAAUAAGAUCAGUGGACUUCCUGCCUUACGUAUUCAAACUUUUCCCAGAGAGGGACUUCUGCAUUAUCUCAGUUCCUAAGCUGGCUCCAGAGUUUCCUCUGCUGCAGACCUUUCUCAGAGCGGUGCCUCAUCACUCCAGCAGCCUGCCACAGGAGCUUUACAUCUUCCACCGCUCAGGCCUGCUCAAGACGCUGCGGGUGCGUGUGCCGGUGUGUGACGACAUGGCUGCCGUUCAGAGACUUGUUCAGAAACUCAACCUGCAUGAAGCUCUGUUGGAAGAUCUGGAUACAUUCUUCAAAGCUCGGCGAGAUCCAGAUGGAACACCUAUUCAAGCAUUUGUAGCUGAAGCUGAAGGACAGGUUGUCGGAAUAGUAAUCAUUAGAAAUGAGCAGGACAUCGAGUACAUCCGAGCCAACUACAACAUUGAGAACUUUGUGUAUUUCAGUCAUUACCAGCGUGAGGAGCACGGCCAGCUGUGCCAUUUCACCCUCAACUCCAUCUUCCAGCACUAUGCCAAACACUUCCUGAAGGAGGCGCUGCGUCUGGCACACAAAUCCUGCCUCUACUACCCCGUCUACCCCUCUAACUACAGCCAGAGGAAUGCCUCUGCCCAUUCCCUGACGGCGGUGCUGAACUGCAUGGUGCCAGUGCGUCCUCGCCGCCAGAUCAUCUACCCACUGGAGGAGCUGGACAUUAACGCUCCAUCCACACUGAUCACCAGAGAACAGGUGCCCUACGCGCUCAAUCACAUUAACAGAAAGCUCACAAUGGAGCCUAAGGUUAGCAUCAAUGCUAGGAUCGUGGUGGUAGGAGCUUCUGAUGUUGGCUUAGCCUUCUUGGAAACUCUUGUGUUCUGCCCCCAUCUACGAUUCAACAAUCUGACUCUCAUCUCCACUCAUGGCCUCCCAGGCAGCCACAGCAGUGACGGCACAAGCUUUCUGACCACGAGUCACUGCUACAGUGAGCGCGAUCACGCUCUGCUCUCUCUGCGCUCCUGGGUCAGUGUGGUCACAGGCAAGAUGACGGCCAUUGAUCGAGCCUCUAAGCACGUUCAGGUCAGCGGGGGAAGGAUAGUUCCAUAUGACCAUCUCAUCCUCUGUACUGGACAGCAGUACCAGAUACCCUGCCCUACUGGAAUAGACAUCAGUAAGUGGAGCUCCAUGGACCAAGUCCCAGCUCAGCCCAGACGCAGAAGAUACACCGGCCACGUUCCCUCUAACUUCUUCACUCUGAAUGACCAGCACGACUGCUCACAGGCCUACCGCUGGCUGCUGGACAACUUCAUGGAGCAGCAGGGUAAUGCAGUGGUGUAUGGGGACUCAACAGAUGUGUACAGCUGUGUGGAGAUGCUGCUGUGCUUGGGCGUAAGAGGCUCCAGGAUCCAUGUGGUCCACACACUUGCCGACAAACCUACGUCAUGCUUCCAGAACCCUGCAGUGGACCAGGCGGUCAGGAGUGCUCUGCAGAACAAGGAGGUUCACGUCCAUCACAACUGCCUGUUGGUUCAGCUGAAUGAUGGACAGCAUCCUGAACCACUCACAGCAGUGUCCUUUACCACUGACGGCCCACCUCUCAGACUGGAGUGUACUGUCUUCUUUAACUUCUCCUAUAAAGGGGUAGACUUUGACGCCUUCAAGGCCAUUAAUGAUGCCUGUCUCGUGUUUGAUGGCCGCCUAGUUAUUGACACCACCUUCCACACAAAUGACUACACCAUUCGAGCCGCGGGACCUUUAACAAAGUUUGCCCGCCGCUACCAUGCUGACCAGUGGUCCCAUGUUAACUUUAACUCAAAGGAGGUGGGCCAGGAGCUGGCAUCUAUACUGUUGCCCUUUUUUGACCCCACACUGGAGGUGCCUGCCAAACCCACACCUGACGUGGACCGCCUUAUGCCCACCUACACACAGCCUAAGACUGAAGGUGGAAGGUUGCCAGGUGGAUACAGUUAUCUUCACAUCAGAAAACCCUCCCUCUACACUGGCACAGCGCCUUCAGUUGCUAAACCAGGCCGAGAGAUGGUGACUGGACGUGUUGAGACAGGAAACUACUUUCACCUCCAGUUUAACUCACAGGGCCUGGUGGAAGGCGUCACCUGCCUGUCUCUAAAACCACUUCCAGUCUCCAACUACAUCUGCCUGUACAGCAAACACCAGCUGCUCCUCAACCACCUGUACGAACGCUUUGAUGAAGACCUGGUCCAUGACUUCUACAGCUAUUUCAGGGAGAGGUGGUGCAUGGCCAUAUUUCAUGACCGCUUUGCUGACUUUGAGCAGGAAGUGCGUCAGAUCAUGGAAUCAACUAAAGUCCAGCUUGACCAAGACUCUUUGUCCAUUCCAAAACUUGCUGAGAUGAUAGUGGAUGGCACCUGGGAGGUACCUGCAGACCCAUCCCUGUACUUAAACCAGAUCUUUGAGCAAAGUGAAGGACCACAAGCCCUGAAGAGAAGCGUUCUGGAUUACCUGAAGUACAACAGAUAUCAUCUCCCCAUGUACGCACAGCCUGGAUUACUGUAGCAGUCACCAAUGCAUCUUCAAAACAAAAAUCAUUAUUAUAAGCUGAUUGUCUCCUUAUGUUUUAGUCUGGAAAUACUGUACUCAUUUAGUUACUCCAUUUAAAUCUAAUUAGAAUUUUUUCUGACUGUUUUCUGUUUGUUUUGAUGUCGAAAGAGUCUUUCUUUCAGAAAAACAAG
Colossoma macropomum (tambaqui) is the source of this 3905-nucleotide messenger RNA. RefSeq names its product cilia and flagella associated protein 61 (gene cfap61). The transcript has 26 exons. NCBI's taxonomy places the organism in Eukaryota, Metazoa, Chordata, Actinopteri, Characiformes, Serrasalmidae. The record is from RefSeq and is a predicted model, not a curated record. The coding region runs from base 124 to 3729 and encodes 1201 amino acids.